Messenger RNA from Trichomonas vaginalis G3, 759 nucleotides. RefSeq lists its product as uncharacterized. The record is from RefSeq and is a predicted model, not a curated record. The coding region runs from base 1 to 759 and encodes 252 amino acids. Lineage: Eukaryota; Parabasalia; Trichomonadida; Trichomonadidae. The transcript has a single exon.
AUGAAUGCACAGAAGGCACGCGUUGCAUGUAUGUCAAAUAAGUUUAAAAACAUAAGAGAAAUAGGUGAAGAUACGUAUCAAGUGAUGCUUAAAGAUAGAUUUUAUAGAUGUGAUACAUGUUUACAAGAGGCAUUCUUCACUUUAGAUAAUGCUAAAUACUGGUAUUUGGUUUUCAUUUAUGAUUUUAUGUAUAAAUGCAUGGAUGUUAAUCGUUUUCAUUUCAUUGAAGGUGAUACUGAUUCAUCUUAUUGGGCAAUCGCUGGCGACCCAAAUCUUCCUAACACUCAAGCAUUUCAAGCAAUUGUAACCGAUAAACAAUUUUAUGAUAAAAACAUUUUCAAAUUCGCACCAUUUGAUUUCUUCUGUUUUGAUGAGAAAUUUAAACCUAAAUUAAAGAAUAAAGCUGAAGAAAAAGCACAUGAGAAGAAGUUAUUGGGUUUAGCAAUUGAGAAACAAGGUGAUAACAUGGUUGCUUUAUGCCCUAAGUGUUAUACAUCAUUCAACGGUUCAAUUGAUGGAAGUGAUUUUAAAAAGAUUGCACAAAAAAUGAAAGGUGUUAGUUUACGACAAAAUAAACAAUUAACACCUAAAAAUUAUUUGGAUAUAAUAAAUGAUAAAGUGAUAUUUGAUGGUCAGAAUAUUAAUUUACAACUUAAAAACGGGUCAAUGACUCGCUUAACAAUCGGUAAGACUGCAUUAACAGGAGCACACACUAAGGCUGUAUGUUGUGAAAAUGGAUGUUGUAUGCCGUUUAUUUAA